AUGUCUCUCCGGACUCCUCUUCGCGGAUUGCAUCUCUCCCGCUCUUUAUACAAGCCCUCAAUCCCUCGCCCACGCUCACUCCGCACCCUGACCACCUCCGCCCGACCCCGACUCACCUCCGCACCAACACCAACAUCAACAAUCUCACGAACCUACACUUUCACCUUCACCCCCACACUCAAAACCAACAAAUCCUCAUACUCAACAUCCUCAAAACCCCCCGCUGACCAAAUCAUCGACGAACUCCAAGAACUCUACGAAGUCGCAAAAGACGAAUUCGAAAUCGCCACAGAAAGCACCGACUCAGCAACCAUCUACGCGGCGUCGGACCGGGAGUCAGCGAGGGAUGCCCUGAAUGAACUCAUUGCCGUGUAUACGGUGUACACGAGGGAUAUGUCAUUUGUGAGCCAUUCGCCGCAGGGACAGGUGGAUGUGGAUACGGGGUUGGAUCCGGGAAGUAUUGGGGAUGAAGUGCGCGAGGAGGUGAGGAGGAGGGUGGGGACGAGGGUUAGAGAGAUUGUGGGGGCUGUGGAGAGUUUGGAGGAGAGGGCUUCUGCUGAGUGA
Messenger RNA from Aspergillus tubingensis, 564 nucleotides. RefSeq lists its product as uncharacterized. The transcript is spliced from 2 exons. Lineage: Eukaryota; Fungi; Ascomycota; Eurotiomycetes; Eurotiales; Aspergillaceae. The record is from RefSeq and is a predicted model, not a curated record. Bases 1 to 564 code for a protein of 187 amino acids.